CCCUCCGCCUUCCCUCCCACUCCACUGGGCCGCGAGGAAGUCGCAAGAUGGCUGAUGUCGCUUGGAAGUAAUGUUCCCCUCUGCAACAUGAAGCCGUGAGUGUGGAAGAAAGCGAGGGAGGCACCAUCGGGCUUUUAUUUUUCUUUUCUUUUAGUUACUUUUCUUUUAUUUCGUCAAACAUCCAUCUCAUUCCGCGUCGUGUCCACCCCGGACUUGUCUUCGGGAGUUGACGCGUCAAAUCACGCCGGGGACCCCUGCCAGGAGCUAACAGCUAGCCACACAGUUAGCAAAUGUUAGUUCAGCUAGCCAGUCAGCCAGACACUGAGCUUUUUUAGUUUGUUUUAAUUGUAACUCUGACACCUGCGAGCCAGCAAGCUACCGCUACACACGUGCUGAUAUAUCCCCGUCAUAGUGCAGAAUAAAUGUCAAAUACUUUAGCUGUCAGAUAGAAAUAAAGGUUUUGCAAGCUGCUCGGUUUAACAUCAUGUCCGCGAACUGGCCAUCCAGCCUGUGGGUUGCUAACUAAUGCGCAGUAUUGCAUCUGUUUCAUGUGCACAAACCAGCAGAACAGAACUGUUUUGUAGGCAUUUCACGACAAUAUCCACCACCUUCCUGCAUUUCCGUUAUUUGCUGCCAACUACAUUUUUGAAGCUGGUUAUGUUAAAGCCAAAUUAUGGGAGCAGGAAAAAUGUUGAACUUUUUCUGGUUCUAGGUAGCUACACUGGCCUUGUUGGCAUCUAACCAAAAAUCCACAGGGAUGGACACUAAACUGAGCACCCACGACCAAAACUGAGAAAUUGGGCACUUCGGUAUCUCGCUAUAAGUCACGCUAGCAGACACGCUUGUACAGCAGUGCAUGGUGACUCAUUUCACUAGUCUGGGUGACGGAUAACUUGUUUUGCAGGGUCAACUAAACUACAGUUAGUCACUACAUCGGAGACUAGUUAGCUUGCCCGAAGUGCAUAGCUAGCUACAGUCUCGCCCCACAUCUCAUUACAAACACGGCGUACAGAACGUAUUCAGAGCCCACUCCCGGCCAGACACACAGGCUCAACAACACCGUCAUGGGAGUGCAGGGUUUUCAAGAGUAUUUAGAGAAGCGGUGUCCCGGGGCCGCAGUCCCGGUGGACCUACUGAAGCUUGCCCGUACCGCGGCCCGCCAGCCCCCUCACCAUCAUCACCCACACCACCACCCACAUCACCCCGGGCCCAUGCCUCCCCCGCCCCCGCCUGCUAGGAUCCUAAUCGACGCUGACUCCGGCCUGCAGCGCCUCUACGGCGGCUACCAGACUGAUUGGGUGUGCGGGGGCGAAUGGAACGCCAUGCUAGGCUACCUGGCUGCCCUGUCACAGGCGUGCUUGUACCAGGGUGGCCUGGAACUGGUCGUGGUUUUCAACGGCACGUUGGGGAAGGAGCGCUGGCCCGAGUGGGCGCGGCGAGCCCAGAGCCAGAGACAGACGGCACAGCUGAUAGUCAACCACGUCGGCAGCAAGGCCACCCCGCCUCCACGGGCAUGGUUCCUGCCCCCGGCCUGCCUCAGCCACUGUGUUCGCCUCGCCAUGUUCCGUUUCCGAGUGCGGGUUGUACAGACUUUGGAGGACCACCACCAGGAAGUGCUGUCUCUCUACAGGGACUUUGGAUUUGCUGGCCUGAUUGCUCAGGAUUCUGAGUUUGCCCUCUGCAACGUACCCGCCUAUUUCUCCUCACAUGCGCUCAAACUGAGUUGGAAUGGCAAGAACCUGACCACACACCAGUACCUGCUGUCUGAGGCCGCCAGGCAGCUCGGGCUCAAGACACAGCACCUGCCAUGCUUUGCUGCUCUGCUGGGAAAUCAUAUUCUGCCUGAUGAGGACCUGGCUGCCUUUCACUGGAGUCUGCUGGGACCAGAGCACCCUUUGGCCUCUCUCAAGGUGCGAGCCCAUCAGUUGGUGCUGCCGCCCUGUGAGGUGGUGAUCAAAGCCGUCUCAGAGUACGUCUCCUCCAUCAAAGACCUGGGAAACCUCGACGCCAUCGCCAGAGAUGUCUUCAAACAGUCACAGUCUCGAAUGGAAGACAAGGUGGAGCGAUUCAAGAAAGCGGUGGAGUAUUUCUCAGCUGCCUCCAAACCACGCUCGCCCAACAUGGGGCCUUCCUCGUUCAUCUUACCUGGGUUUGGACCCAAUCCGUUUGGGGGACCACCUGGCCACAUGGGACCGAUGCAGCCUGGAAAGAAUCAGUUCCCUCUCCCCCAGGUUCCUGGGCUAAAGCCACCCUAUCAAAAUGCUCCAUAUGGACCUGGCUCCACCCCUCUGUUCCAGAACCCGCCGCCGCCGUCCCAGGACUGCAACGACUCACUGACAGGCAAGAUGGGCUUUUCUGAUUGGUCAGCUCCAUAUGAUUCCACUCAGGGGGGAAGUCGAUUACCCAAUCAUCACACCAGCACUCAGUCUGGUCCCUCUCCGUCUCCUUCCUCAUCAUCAGAUGGAGAUGAACCCAACGACAGCAACACAAACCAUUUGACGGACAAGCCCUCUCGAUGGGAGGAUCCUGCUGGAAGGGGGGGCUCAGCCUCUGGAGACGGUUCCCAAGGCAACGGGAGCGGGUCAAACAUUCCGUCACUGUUGUCUAUGGCGACACGGAGUCACAUGGACAUAACCACACCCCCUCUGCCUCAGGUCAGUGCUGAGGUUCUUCGUGUAGCCGAGCACAGACACAGAAGAGGACUGAUGUACCCUCAGAUUUUCCACAUAUUGACCAAGGGAGAGAUGAAGAUGCCAGUGUGUAUAGAGGAUGAGUGUAACUCUGAGCUGCCUCCUGCCUCUCUGCUGUUCCGUGCUGCCAGACAGUAUGCAUACGGCGUCCUCUUCAGCCUGGCUGAAACGCACCGCCGCCUGGAGAGGCUUGCUCUCCGCAAGAGGGCUCCCCUGGAAGUUCCUCCAGUGAUUAUCAAAGAGUGGAGCAGCGGUAAGGCCAAGUCGGCCCUGACUCCAGAGCUGGUUCCGGCCCUGUGUUUCCGGGAGUGGACGUGCCCCAACCUUCGGCGGCUGUGGCUGGGCCGUGCCAGUGAGGACCGCUCCAGGAGAACCAGGGCCUUCCUGGCCUGCCUGCGCUCUGACUGCCCAGCCCUCCUUAACCCAGCACAGGUCCCACAGCAUCUGCUGCUCAUGUGCUGCGUGCUCAGGUAUAUGAUGCAGUGGCCUGGGGGAAGGAUCCUCCAGAGACAUGAGCUAGAUGCCUUUCUGGCUCAGGCUGUUUCCAGCCAGCUCUACGAACCUGACCAGCUACAGGAGCUCAAGGUAGAGAAGGUGGAUGCCCGCGGCGUGCAGCUGGCUUCUCUCUUUAUGGCCGGCGUUGACACAGCGCUGUUCAUCAAUGAUGUGUGCGGCCAGCCGUUACCAUGGGAACACUGCUGUCCCUGGGGCUUUUUUGACGGCAAGCUGUUCCAGAGCAAACUGGCCCGGGCUGCACGCGACCGGGCUGCCCUGCUGGACAUGUGUGAGGGGCAGGAGGAGCUGGUGUCCAAGGUGGAGAAGAUGCGUCAGGCAAUCCUCGAAGGCAUCAACCUGUCCCGCCCUCCUCCUCCUCCCCCUCCUCUUCCACCUCCUGCCUUCCUCCCUCCUGCCAUGGUGCCCCCUUUCUACCCCAUGCCUCCACUCUACCCACCUCGGCCCAUGGGCGGCAUGCCCCCUCAUCAUCACCCACAUCAUCCACAUCACCCUGCACAGCACAGACCCAGAGCCUUUCCAGGCAUCCAGUCCAUCCCCCCUCAGGGAGGGAAACUGGAGAUCGCUGGCAUGGUCGUUGGCCAGUGGGCUGGGAACAAACCAGUCCGUGGGAGAGGGGGGUUCAACAUGCAGGUGGUGUCAGUGGGAGCAGGGAGAGGGAGGGGCAAAGAGAUUCCAGCAAAAGCGAGGGGAGUGAAGAAGACACCUGCCAACAGAACACAGACGUCGUCACCGCCCCCACCCAGCACUCCCCCAAAGCCCUCAGAGGAGGCGGGCUCCAUGCCAGAGGUCGCGACUCAGCAGCUGAACGGCAGCUCAGCAGCCUCCGCCAUCGGCCAGCCCUUGGAGCUGGCCCCCCUGGCCCAGCCAAUCCCGUGUGCCUUAGCCAGCAGAGACAACCAAUCAGAGGGGGUAGAAGUAGAGGCCCCCUGUUGCCUUGACGACUGCCCGUCAGACGGAGCACUACAGAAGGAGGAGUGAUGGCAUCCCUCCCAGGAUGCGCUGCUCUGAGAGAGUUCUCUGUGUUCGACUGCCUUUCCCUGUUUUUGUAGCCCCGUCUGCUAGCUGUACACAUCAUCACACGGAGCAGGAAGUGGAGUGAGGCUCCUCCUCCUCUGCCCUGCUGCUCCAUGUGAUAGGUUAAAGCAGCUAGCUGUUACUUCCUUUUUAGUUUUCUCAUGUGGUUUUACAUUGUUUUAUGAAAAGAGGUUUUCUCCAUGAGUCUGUAAGCGCCCCACCCCUCAAAAAUCCUAAACGCCUCCCUCCCGCACUCAGAGUUAAAUAAGCUUAACCCCCCCCCACCAUUACGACCCACCACUUUAAAGAGCCCCCUAGUAUGUAUGGGUAUCUGUACAGUUUGAAUUUCCUAUUUUGUGUUUUUAAUGGUCCCAUUGUUUGAAACUCUGCACACAGAUGUUAAACUUGCGGUUACGGUGACAGAUGGGAUGUGGUUUCCAUGGUUACAGCAUCUAGGCCUGGUCACCAUGGUCGGUAGUUGUGUGUUGAUGUGGUUUGUUGCCAUAGCCAUCUUGUGUGAGGUUUGUGUCUUACAUGAAUUCUGAGAGUUGUUCAGAGCUUGACUCUGGAUUUGUGCAGUGACCCUCGUCCCCCAAAGUCUGCAGGCUAGCAGCACUGCUAAACACACGGUGUUAGUAUACUUACUAGCAACAAACCCUUUUAUUGAUUGGCUUUUUAUCCACAGGAGCACUUCUGCACCACCAUGAUAUUAGCGCGCUAUCUUACUUUGACGUUUGUAGCAUAGCCUAGUGCUUAGCUGUGCUAAGAGACCCCAUGAAUUUAUGCACCUUAAACCCCAACGUAUGCAAGAUAUUACCCCGCUCCUCCAAAAGAAAGUGCAUUAUUAUAUUAUACUCCCACCCCCCCUUGUCCCUUUGUCCCAAAGCUUUGAUUGUACUAUCCCAACAGAAGCACUUAAUAUUGUAUUUAAAUAUAAUGAAUUUGAACAAGCCCCUAUACAGGUGAAUUGACAGUCUGUGAGGGGUGUCCCCCUGCGCAUAAGUAAAUCAUUAUGACUUGUAGAACUACAUUUAAAGGUAGAGAUCUAUUCGAGAGACGUCAGAAUGUGAACAGAGUGGUUUCAGACAAAGAAGCACUUUGUUUUAAAAAAUGUUGAACCACACUGGACAGUCCUCUACCAGGUGAUAAAGAAACGAAAAUCUCUGAGGCACCUUCUGGAGUUAAGGCCAAAAAGAAAAGAGAAUUGAAUUGAGUGAAAUGAAUGUUGAGGGUUUGGGUAACUGCUGCGCAGCAGAGUUCCCCACAGACCGGCCUCACGUUCAGUCGAGAACUUUGCAAUGAAGCUGUAAGGACUCCUGAUUCUCCACGUCAAGGAUUCCUAGGAAUCAGUUUAGAUUUCUACAAAGUUAUAUCCAAAGUGUAUUUUAAUAAGGCUAGCCUGCCGAGGCAGCCAGUGAUAGAAAAGGGGUGUGGCAACAAAGCCUCAAAGAUCCCUCCACCCUCUGGUGGUGAUUGAACAACACAAAGAGCUGUUGCCCCGCAGAGCUCCGGUGUGUCACUUUAGACCAGCAGGAAGCACUUCCCUGCCCUGAAGCACCUCAGCCCGACAUGGCAGAGGCUUUAUGGGUUGGAUCACAUGACAGGAGAGAGAGCGAGAGAGAGAGAGAGAGAGGCCUCAUGGCGGACCUGAGUGUACCGCUCACAAUCUGAGACUUCUAAGAGAAUGAAUUGUUUUAUUAGAGCACUUACGUUUGUAGAGAAUGAGAUGUGUCCCCCAUAGUAGAUUUCAUCUGACUACGGAAAUACAACUUACCAUUUACUGGUAGCACAACUGCAAAUGUAAAAGCAGUAAACUGACAGAUAACUGGCUGAGAGAUGCUGGCCAUGAACAUUGUAAUAAUCUCUAUAAACCUACCAAGAGAGGUCGAAAUGAGCUCACUGUGUAAAAAACAAAAGGCAAGUCAACAAGAAGCACCUUAUUUUCUUACUAUGUUGAUGACUUGUGCUCUAUCUUGUGCCACAAAAUUGACAUGGAAAAAGCUCUUCUGAAAUGCCAUUUUUGAAAGACAAAACCCUGACUAUGUAUGUAAGUGUUAAUGUAGUCACGUCAGACAUCCCCUCAGUUAUGAACUCAACCAUUAACAGUGAAAUGCCGACAGUUCACCCAGCCACGAGCGCAGGCCUACGCCCCUCGUCACGGGGCUGGGCCGUGCCGCCGUCUCUUACACCAACAGCAAAUGAAACCAGGGGUUUGGACUCGUUAGCCGCUAUUGGUAGGGUUGAGCAUACGUAUGCUGUAGGUGUUCAUAGGUUAAGAGUAGGGAACAGCGUCGGGCUUAACACAGGACUGUAAUACACAGGACACCAAGACUAGGCUAGAGAAUAUAGCUCCACUGGCCGAAAUACUAAGUCUAGAAUUACUAGGAGUCAUAUACUUAACUGCUUUCAACUUUUGACAUUAGUACAAAUAUAUGUAUCGCAACAGUACAUUGUUAGAAGAUGGCUUUUCUGCGGCGAGCCAGAGCGUGAUCUGGUAUACGAUGCCCUCUCUUGAUUCGCUCGCCUAACACACACACACACACACACACACACACACACGACAGACAGGUAUUCAGUUGCAUUUGUUACCAGCAGCAUUCUCUCUGCUUUUGUGCUGAAGUGAUUUUGUGCAGUUUCAGUUCCCAGUGGAGUGCUCGUCAGUUCAUCAGAGAUCAUUUGGUAACACAACUCUACUGACUCUUCAGAUCCCACAAGUUUGCAUGGACGGAUUCAAAAGUACAUGUUAGAAGUGUCAGGUAGGCACACAAUCAACCAUUUACACGCACACACACACGCAUUAACACACACACACACACACAGAUGCAUAGAUGUUAAACCCUGAGUUACACAGUAGCUAGUAUGGGAUAAAAAAAAGUCAACACAAUACAUGAUGUAGUGUCCCUCUCUUGUCCUUGUCUGUUUUAGUUUGAUAGAUAUUUGAUCAGUGAUUUUUAUGCUUGUUAUCCUAACCCCCCCCUCCUCCUGCUAUGACACCUUUUCUUACCCCCCCCCCCCCCCCCUUUCUCUCUGCACCCCCCAAAACUGUUCAUUCGCUUCUUUUCUCUGCCCUCCAAUCUUCCUCACAGCGUACAUGCAGCCACUUUCACAAUCACACGCACACACACCAACCAUGCCCACUGAUUUUCAUGAAAAGCAAUCACACACAAGCACACUCAGAUAUUUUACACCCCCCCCUCCCCCUCUGGAUUUCAGUUCUCUCUUUCACUCUCGCCACCCUCCCUCUCCGCCUCUCCUUUAGCCCUUAGGACCGUAUCUAUUGGCCGUUUUCUCUUUUCUCUGUGGGCUGCCCCGCCCCUUAAUCAACCCAACUAACAGUAAAGGUUAUAUUAACGUUCUGUAUGUAUCUAGCCAGAGUCUGGAAAAAAAAAAUCAGAAAAAAAAAUCAAAACGGUUUUAUUCAAUUGUGCAAAUGUGUUUUUUCUUACUAUUUUUAAUGUUAUUACAUCUUCUAAUCUAAUCCUUCUACCAUUGCUUCAGUUAGUACUGAAAUACGCUUAGCCAACCUAGAGAUUUGAACUGUAAUGAUUGCGAUUUUCCUUACCUGUAUGUUAUAUGGCAUCUUUAGACCACCGUUUAUUAUGUACGUAAGUAAAUAUUGCCCGUUUUCCGAAUUGAAAAAUCAUCGUCUGCACUAAGUAUUACGUUUCCCAUAAUAUCCCUGAUAACGAUUUCGUGGUGGACUUCUCAGUCUAAGAUGAACUCCGCGCCCUUGCACAAAGCAGCAAAAUAUCUCUUGUAAACACCUGAGAACCAAAGUACACCUAACAGCCCCCCCUUCCCCUUUAAAAGUCCCUACAGCCCCCCCGCCCCUGAUGUCGAUGGUUUCCCCCCCUCCUCGAGUAAAGUUUUCUGAUGAGUAUGAUUAUAUAUAUUUUGACAUUGCAGCACAUGUGAUUUAUCUGACAAGUCUGUGAGGUACAGGUGUUUUUUUUGUUUUGUUUUCUUAAAACACUGGCUGUUGUGGAGAUGCAGACAGACAGGGAAGAAGGAAGGAAGUGUGUUUUUGUGGAGCCAGGAGGCCGGGUCGAGGCAUUGUGGGUAAAUUCACCGUCACAUUUCCUCGCUCUCGCGCUCACAUGUAAAUUCUCCGUUGACAGAAUUUAGCUUGCGAACGAACACACAGGAAGGAAGGAAGGAAGGAUGGACACAGACAGACUUGUUUUCAGUCGUGCUGGGGUUUUGGCGCCCUCUUUUGCAGUUUUCUUUACACCUACCUGUUGUGCUCUAUCAAACUUGCCUUUAAUUUUUCUGAUUGAUAGAGAAACUUAUUGCUACGCUGAGUCUCUUCUCUAUGUGGGCACGGAGGCCGUCGAAAGUGGCAGAAUUUUCCUCAGAUCUGACAAAGUGUGGAUUUUCUUGUUCGCAUUUCACAUUACUGGAGUGCAAGCAAGAAAAAAUUGAUCUGUAAAAUGGAGAAAAUGGUUUGGGAAAAAAUCAAAAACAAAAGAAAGACUUGAAACAGUCUUUAAAUGGAUUAAAAAAAUAUUGGUCAGUCUGUAACUACAGCCUUUUUGUUGAAGAGUUUUUCGGGUUGACUGCAAAUCAGAGCUGCUGCGAUUGACAGAAAAUUAAUCUGCAACAAUUUUGAUUGUCAUUUUAAAUCCUAGAUUUUUCUUUGUCCAGUGUGAUGAUAAACUGAAUAUAUUGCAUGGUGUGAAUAAAACAAAGUUGAAUCCAGCACACCAGGCUUCAGGAAAUUGACAUUUAAAAAAAAAAGCCAAACGAAUAAUCAAAAAUGAAAAUAACUAAGUUCAUUUAUUUGACAGUAAAUUUGAUAUCUUUGGAUUGUAAGACAAAAUACGUUAUUUAAGGGCAUCACUUUGCAGCACUGAAAACUUGAAUAUUAUUCAAGUUUUCAAAUAUUUUUCAUUAUUUCUUGACAUGUUACAGUCAAAACUGUUAAUCUGUCCUGAAAAUAAUCAUUGCGGCCUCAAACACUUGUGUUUCCGAGCUUUCUUUUGUAAUAAAUAAAAAAUCAUUUCCAGUGUCUAUAUGAAAACGAAAAAGAAAAAGCUGAGACUGACAUGAGGAAAAUUCAGCCUCUCUGUGACUGCUGAAAUAAGAGUAUCCUGUCUCACUGCCUGCACAAAGGGCUCGACGAUGUAAAGAGACCCAAAAGUCCCAGAUCGGAAAUGUACUAUGAAGUGUUGUACAUGUUAAACAGUGUUAUUGUCUGUCAUACAGAAUGUAGAAAGGCAUCAGUUGUGUUCUGAUCUAUUAGCAGGAUUCUCAGAGCAUUUUGUCCAGUUUGAAUAAAGGUCCCUAUUCUGUCUGUCUCUCUCUACACUGCCACUCCCCCCCCCCCAAGCUCCAGUAUAAUUUCUUCCCCCCAGACCCCCAUGGUUGAGUCCCAGUAAAGGGCUCAUGUUGAUCUUUGUGGGCAAGUUGGUCAAUCACGCCCUAAACCCACAUGUGUACCCCCUACAUGUACUUCAGUACCCAGGGCCACCCCCAAACUACCUGUGCAGCGAAAAGGGUUCAAAUUUAUCCAUAAUAUUAUAGAAAUAUUAUCAUCAUCAUUAUUGCUGUUAAAAUUAUGGUUGGUAUAAUUUGUCAUCAUUGUUAGCAUUAUGGAAGCACCAGACUGUUUGUGGAAAGACGAGAAAAAGAAAGCUUUUUUUUUUGUUUUAUUUUGUUUUUGUUUAUUUUUUUAGGAAAAAAAUGUCUGGCUGUUGGUGGUCUGAUCUCACAGAGGGAGGGGAGGAAAGGUUCAGAAAGAGACAAAGAUGGCAGUCAUGUUUGUACUGGUUGGGAAAUGACUUACAGUGCUGAAAUAAAAUUUAUUCUUUUAGUAAAAAAA
This is a messenger RNA of Scatophagus argus, 10041 nucleotides long. It is a transcript of the gene fam120c, whose product is annotated as family with sequence similarity 120C. The record is from RefSeq and is a predicted model, not a curated record. The transcript is spliced from 17 exons. Gene Ontology annotation, cellular component: nucleus. Lineage: Eukaryota; Metazoa; Chordata; Actinopteri; Scatophagidae. The coding region runs from base 1065 to 4184 and encodes 1039 amino acids.